AUGAAUAAAAAUAAAUGUUUGCAAUGUUCAGAGGCGAAAGGUCAGGGGAAGGCUGUUAAAUGUUCUCAGUGUGAGUUCUUUGCGCAUGCGAACUGUGUUUCAAUUCCUGAAGAGGUUUGCAACCUCUUGGAUUCCAGCACCAACCUCAGAUGGUUCUGUGAUAGAUGCUUAAGUCUGGGACCUAACAUUAAAAAGUUGACCAGCUCUGUCGAUUCUCUCAGAAAAGAUGUUUUCAACAAACUCAACACAUUGAACGAUUUGAAUGCAAAUAUAAAGUCAGAGCUCGGGAAUAUCAACGCAGUAAUAGAAAGUAAUAAAGAAAAGUUAAACCAACUUGAGAGCUCUGAUGUUUUUCGUGGUGAAUUGAACACCUUGAAGAUAUCAUUUGCAGAUAUCGUCAGUCGCGGGAUUAAAGGACACACUGAUGAUAUCAAGGCUGAAGUAAAAACAGUCCAGGCGACAAUAAAUGAUGCUUAA
This is a messenger RNA of Helobdella robusta, 477 nucleotides long. RefSeq lists its product as hypothetical. The transcript has a single exon. Lineage: Eukaryota; Metazoa; Annelida; Clitellata; Rhynchobdellida; Glossiphoniidae. The record is from RefSeq and is a predicted model, not a curated record. Bases 1 to 477 code for a protein of 158 amino acids.